Patella vulgata (common limpet) is the source of this 3803-nucleotide messenger RNA. RefSeq lists its product as uncharacterized. Gene Ontology annotation, cellular component: cytoplasm; plasma membrane. Lineage: Eukaryota; Metazoa; Mollusca; Gastropoda; Patellidae. The record is from RefSeq and is a predicted model, not a curated record. Gene Ontology annotation, molecular function: guanyl-nucleotide exchange factor activity. The coding region runs from base 904 to 3729 and encodes 941 amino acids. The transcript has 13 exons. Gene Ontology annotation, biological process: axon guidance.
AUUUAUGCAGGAUCGAAAUUAUACAUAAUCUAGCAUGCUGGGCGAAUAUGACAAAAACAGCAUAUUAAAUUUCAUGAUUUACAAUAUCAUUUGCGGAUUAUAGCAGCCUCCCACUCGAAAAAAAAAAUGGAAGUAUCCAAAACGAAAACGGAAAGAAAACGCGACAUCCAAGGAGAACACUUAACAUGGAUCCCCUGAAGCAGGACCUCUGACGCCAGUGGAAAGCCCCAAGUCAAGUGGAAGGGCGCCGUGUCUACAAUAAAAAGUCCCAAAGAGCAACAAACGAGGCCCCGAAUCUGACAAAAGGGUCCAUUUAACUUCAACUUCUAUGAAAGAUCCUGUGCCUACUAAGUCACAUGAGUAAUGAGCCACUCUUGGUUCCCCCUUGUCAAUGGUAUAGGAUGCGGGUCUGCCGCAGUUCUAAUUGGGAAAAGAUUUUGUGCAUAUCGGACAGUAACUUCUUAUAUAAUGGCCUCUGAUUUUACGAAGAAUAGUGUUUUUAGCUUGUGAUCCCUCUAGAGGUCACAAAUUUUAUCUGAUUUUGAAAACCGUUCAAAUAUAACACCGUUACUCCAUAAUAAUGGUUGAGUUCGAUUUUCGUGAAAACCGGACCGAAGCUGCCAGACAAAAUGGCCGCUUCUUUUACAUAGUGUAAAGGUGUGUAAUACCAAUGUUGUGGACACUCUAGAGGUCACAAUCUUUAUCCGAUUGUGAUAAAACUUAAAAUAUGUGUUUCUAUCACAAAGAUCUCGGCUCCUUUCGAUAUUCCUACAUAUAGGACUGUAACUUCCUGGAUUAUGAUCAGUGAUUGUACGAAAAUCGCGUUUUCAGAUUGGAUUCAAAAAAAUUUCCUGGAUUCGAAGCCGGAACACUCCUUAAAAAAAGAAACGGAGGUUUGAAAUAAUGAAUAGGGUUGAUGUCAGCAUUGAAAGAUUGUUUGAUGUAGGAGUAUUUACUAUAACAGGCGGGCGUGAUAAAUAUGGAAAUCACAUCAUUAGUAUGCCUGUACAUAACUUAGAAAUAAUGGAAAGUUUGGAAACGAAACAGUUAGUUGAUGUCUUACAAAAAGUUCUUAGUUGGCAGAAAUUAAUUUACACUACGUGUCCACAGAUAGCCCUGGUCAUCAAUCUGAAACAUACACGUAAACUGGUCAUUCAGUUUAUUGUUGAUACUAUAGCCAUGUUAGAGGAAAUGAAGUUAAGUUGUAUACAAAUAAUAUAUAUAGUAAAGCCUGACACCAUAGUUAAAUCAUAUCUAUUAAAGAAACUACUCACAACAAAAACACAGCAAGUUCCUAAAUCUAACACAAACCUACAGAUUCAGUUAAUAAAGAAUGUUGAUGUACUAAGAAACUAUAUAGAACCCAAACAACUGACAACAGAUUAUGGUGGUUUACUGUAUUAUAAUCACCAGGCUUGGAUCAGUUUCUAUAAGAGUGUUAUGCCAUGCCUGAAGUCAGCAAGUAACCUUAUUCAAAAGAUACCUGGAAUUCAAGAGAAGGUGGAAUUAUGGGAAGAAUAUGAAACAACCGACCAAACUGUUGAUAACUUGCAGCAAAAUUCACAGCACAUUUUAAAAGAAUAUGAUGCUAUUUUAAAAGAAACUCGACUAAAUGAGAUAAUAGAAGAAUGUAAGCAGUUAUUACAUAUAUUGGAAACACGUGAUGGUAAUUAUAAUAUACCAAAUGUAGAUAAAACUUUAUCAUCACAUGUUGUAUUAAUGUUACAUCAAUGUUAUCAACAAUUAACUACAUUCUACAAUAAAAUAACAACGUUAUACAAGGCAGCAGACAAUAAAGCAGCUACAUCAUGUCAGCUUCAUAAAUUGAAAGAAAGAACUGAAAAGAUUACAAAAGUUAUUAAUGAUAACUAUUAUGUCCAACUUACUGAUCAUCCUGUUAUUGGAGUAACACUUAGUCAAGCAGAAAUAUACAGAACUCAUUUUACAUCGUCAUUAUAUGAACCAGCUAAGGAUCUUAUCAAUGAAGCUACAGAAAUAUUAAAAGAAUUAAAGAAUCAGUGUGAUGAUGAGAUGAAAACUAGUAUUACCAAUCAUUUAACACAAGUUAUAGAACCAUUUACACUUCUACUACAGAAAAUACAAAAUACUUAUAUAGAGAUACAUAUCUUUCAUAUGUUAUUAGAAAAGUUCCAGAAAUGGUACAGGAAAGUUUUGGUAUUCUUACCUGAAUAUCUGCGACAUAUUAUAGGAAGAAAUUAUCCCGAUAAACUUGUGACAAUGCCUGAUGAAUGGUUGCAUACAGUUGAUACAUUUCUAACCAAACACCCUUUUCCUAGAGACGAACACAUAGCGAAACUAGAUCUAGAAAUACCAACAUCAUUACCCAGACAUAUUAAACAACAAGCUCAUAAUCUAGCACUAAGAAUCAAGCUUUUACAAAGAUUGUUAACCAGCAGACGUCUUCCAGUAAAACUAAUAACAGCUUCCAUGAAAUGGAAGGAUGAAAUAUCUUCCGUUAUUCCAAUUCAAUCUAAACCAAACAUAGAGAUAGAUGCUUUAUCGGCAUCCACAGUUUCUCGGGAAGAUUCGUUUCCAGAAACAGAAGCAAAGGAAAGGGUUAAAAACAAACAGAGACGGAGAAAAUCGUUUCCACGAGAUGAUUUAUCGGUUGGGUUAUCUUCUGACCAACACGAUGAGCAGGACAGACCCGAACCGGAAAGGUUUAUUCGUGUAACUUUUACACCUAAAGAUAUACAAAAAGAUGAGCGAUUUUCUUUUGGUGAAGCAUCCAAAGAUGCCUCAAAAGUGCCUGAAAAACCAAAACCACGACAGAGAAAAUUGUUUCAAAGAGAUGAUGAUGCACCAGUCGCCUUGUCUGUAGACCAACCACCAAAUGAGAUGCUAGAAAACAAAAUGGCCGAUCCAGAAAGGUUUAUUCGCGUGACCUUUACGCCAAAAGCACCACAAAAUGAAGAGAAAUUUACUUUCGAUAAACCGAGCAUAGAAUCAACUGAUCAGGAGUCUGGUAUUGAUUUGGUGGAUUUUAAAGACCCAUACGAUGCCAUAGUUUCUAAAAUUAAAGAGGUGUCUAAUAGUCAGAUGUCAAAUAGUUUAAAACUAAAAUAUGUGACGAACUUGUUGAGUUGUAGUCUCCAUGAUAUAAACAAUCAUAAAAACGAACAUUCAUUUAAUUCAGAUAUAGGUGCAGACUCCCGGACGCAUUAUAAGAAGAGAUACGUCAAAGGGAGACACUUCUCCAAAUUGAAACCGCAUUGUGCACAAUCUGUGGAGAACCUGUGUGACCUUGAACCGACAACGAUGAAGUCUUUCCAGUCACUGCGGAAUCUUUCCGAUUUACGAGCACGUGAUGGGGACUCAGAUAUUGUCUCGUUGCACAAUUAUUCGGAUCAGUUUAUAUUGAAACGUUCCUCAUUUCACGAUGUUUUUGACGAAUUGGAGCCAAAUUACGUGACAGCAGAUUUAUCUAAAUGGUACCAAGAUUAUGAUGGAACAUAUGAUGAUACUGAACUAGACAUAGAAUCUCCCGAUAUGAACUACCCUAGUUUAGAGCAGGAUAUCCUUAGACUUCGUCUGUGUCAAAAUGAAAGACUUUUAGAGGAAGAUAUACUGGAGACAGAAAAACAGCGAUAUGAUCAAAUAGUAACUGGUAGUGACACAGUGUAUAAACAAAACAGUGGCAUGGUAGAUGAUAUUGGUAGAGGUCUAACAGAAGAUGAAGAAUGGGACACAGCUUCUCAAGUUAAUUGAACCAUAUAAUUUUUCUAUAAUUUUUUCUGUAUUUUAUUUUUCAUUUUCAAUAAAUCUACUUUUUUCAACUUCAA